CAUUAUUGGCAGAUUCAUCGGCGGCGGCCGGCAAGUGAAAAACCGCACGCAACGGCGUGAGCGCCAGUUUCUUUGAAUUAAUUGGAGUUUCUAAAGUGUCAGACAUGGACGUCGCACUGGCAUUGAAAGGGCUUCAAUUCAAAAUCAAAGGAAGCGCAGAAUUGACUGCAAACCAUGGAGCUCGCUCUGAAGAUGAUCUAUCCAAAACUCUUGGUAUUUCUGCUAAAUGGGCUUCUGAUGCAAAUAAAAAUUCCAUCCUGUUUGACCCUUGCUUGAGGAAAUUGGUGAAUGAAUCUUGUGGCACCUUCCUUAGUGGUCAAAAGUUAGCCCAAAAUUUGGACAGCGGUGGAGACCAUGGGCCUGAGUUAUUAAAGCUCAGCCGACGAUACAGGUCUAUUAUUAGGGUUUGUCUGAACAAUCUUUAUGACAUGGUAGAAAAGUCAAACCACAGUGAAAACCUAAAAGCAAGUUAUUAUGUGGAUGUCGUGAAAGUUCUUGAUGCCAUAGAAUUGAUCUGGCAUCUGUGUGAAAUUUUGUUUGUUGAUGUUGUACCAGGUAACAUUCUAUUGCCACAGUUACUGGAAUGGGUUCGAUUCCACUGUCCUCAAGCAGAGAGGAAAGCUGCCUUGCUGCUUCAAGCUGGCACUGAACGGGUUGAAGCUGGAUUUGAAACAGCUAGUGCUGAAAAAGAUCCCGACUAUUGGAAGACGACCAUCGGUGUCCUUCUUCAGGGACGCAUUGAUGCCACCAGAGCAUUACUUGUUUUACAUUCCGAUGCAAGAACUGCUCCUUUCCAAAAUGCUGAUGUUUGUUUGCGCACCAUGCCCCUCUACAAUGUUCAUGGUGGCACAGCAGUCUCUGUUUUCAAUGCUCAAUGGUCUCAUUGGCAAGCAGAUGUCAGAACCAAAGUUGAAGAUGGAGUGUUUGCCAGUAAUUCCGACCUCGAGCUUAUCAUGAAGAUUGUUUCUGGUGAUAUGACAGUAAUGGAUACCAUCCGCAGUUAUUGUGGAACCUGGUACCAGCUGAUGACAGCAACCUUGUUUUUCUCCGAACCCACUGUGAAAUCAUUUGACCUUAGUUACCAUGCUGAUCAUGCAAUGCGAGCAUUUGGCAGCACUUCUGAAAUGCAGGAUUUGGACAAGUUGAUUCUUCUCUUAUUUGAAUCAAAUCCUCUGGAAGUUAUUCAAGAACUGCAGAAAACGGCAGAUAAUGGGUGGUUUGCUGUGCAUUUAACCAAUCUCCUCUACCUCUGUGGUCGUUUGAACAUUUUUGAUAGCAACAAAGUGAAUGUUGCUCAUCAGCUGCAUGAGCAUGUCCUCCUGGAUUAUGGCACCAUGUUAAUGGCACAUCCUUCACUCUGGCAAGUUGGUGUCAGCUAUCUGGACCAUUGUCCUCCCCAAGGGCUGGAACGCUUGGAAGUCCUCCUCCCUGCAAUACCUCUUACAUCUGAGACUCGUGCUCUUAAAAUCAUGCAAAUUGCCCAUGACAGACGUUUAGGUUCAGUUGUUACCACUGUUUGCAAAGUUAUGGCAUCGAAAUCUCUCAGGCAGGAGCGACUGGGAAAUGCCCUAGCAUGGGCUCUGAGGUCUAUGGAUGCCAACUUAACCAAUCACCUUGCAGACAAGUUCCUAGCAGGUUUUGCUUCCAAAGGAGAGUUUGAAGCUUCUGACCUCUUAGAUAAUUUGGGUUCUUGUAUGCUUGUGAGUGAUCGUCUCACUUUCUUAGGCAAGUAUUGCGAAUUCCACCAACUAUACAAAGCUAAUGAAAUGAGAGCUGCUGGAUCACUGCUUGUAUCACUUUUGAGUUCUCAUCUUCCACCUAAGAAUUUCCAGCUAACGCUACUCAUGCAUGCUGUACCUUUAUUGGAAUCAAGAGAGUUAGUGUUGACAGCAAAUGACACAGAUAUUCUCUUGUCUUGCUUAGAAUUAUUAGAGACAGAACUCUUAACACAGGUGGACCCAUCAAGUAUAUCCAAAACUCUUGAUGCAGCUACCAAGGAAAAAAUUCAAAUCAUUCGCUUGAGCCUUGCUCGCAAUCUGUCCAGAGCCAUUAUUAUCGAGGGCAGUGAUGUCCCAAACACCAAUGCAAGAAUGGUAAAUGCCUCUUAAUAUCUGCAACUGUACAAACAAUUUAUACUUGGUCUAUUCUGUGACCACUUUGGCUAUAACCUAAUCAAUUUCAUGUGAAACUCUCUGGUUUUAAUUUUACUGUAAUAUAAAUAAAAUGGAUCAAUGUAGCUCAGCCUACCAAUUUA
Thrips palmi is the source of this 2254-nucleotide messenger RNA. It is a transcript of the gene Nup75, whose product is annotated as nuclear pore complex protein Nup85. Gene Ontology annotation, cellular component: nuclear pore outer ring. Bases 105 to 2108 code for a protein of 667 amino acids. NCBI's taxonomy places the organism in Eukaryota, Metazoa, Arthropoda, Insecta, Thysanoptera, Thripidae. Gene Ontology annotation, molecular function: structural constituent of nuclear pore. The record is from RefSeq and is a predicted model, not a curated record. The transcript has 11 exons. Gene Ontology annotation, biological process: mRNA export from nucleus; protein import into nucleus; positive regulation of DNA-templated transcription.